Aedes aegypti (yellow fever mosquito) is the source of this 1015-nucleotide messenger RNA. Its product is annotated as fibrinogen-like protein A. The coding region runs from base 31 to 906 and encodes 291 amino acids. The record is from RefSeq and is a predicted model, not a curated record. The transcript has 3 exons. Lineage: Eukaryota; Metazoa; Arthropoda; Insecta; Diptera; Culicidae.
UGUACAUUCGAUAGGAUAGUUUCCAGCAAGAUGAAUCGUCAACUGUGGAUAAUCAUUUUCGCCAUCUUGUGCGUAGCUCAGGCCGAGGAAGACAAUCCUACUACGGAGAAAAUGGAAGAACUUGGAAUCGCAACAAUCAACAACUUCACCAGGGAGUUCUACAGUUACGUAGAAGCGGUCAGUCAGGUACUCGCGGAUCUGGAACUCACCACCACGGCCAGCAUUACUCAGAUCAAGCAUCGCAUCAAACAUCUGCUUCAAGAAAAAUGCAAUCUGUGUUCGGCCAAAGCCGAAGGCCCUGCCUUAGAUCAAGGCUACGUGACCACAAGUAACGGAUCGGUAAUCCCAGUAUCCUACGAGCAGACACGCUUCGGAGGCGGAUGGAUCGUUUUGAUGCAACGAUACGAUGGAACGGUUCGGUUCAACCGGUCUUGGGCCGAGUAUCGCGACGGAUUCGGAAUGGUCGGUCACGAGUUUUGGUUGGGACUGGAGCGAAUCCACCAGAUGACGAAGGACGCAGAGUACGAGCUGAUGAUCGAGAUGCAGGAUUUUGAGGGCAACUACAAAUACGCGGGGUACGAUGCGUUUGCUGUGGGACCGGAAGAAGAGCGGUAUCCUUUGGCAAAAGUGGGUAAGUUCAAUAAAACGGCAUAUGUGGAUUCUUUCGGAAAACACCGAGGAUAUGGAUUUUCAACGUAUGACAACGAUGACAAUGGGUGUUCGAACCAGUAUGGGCGAGGAGGAUGGUGGUAUUACCGGAAAUCGUGCUUCGGAGCGAGCCUUACUGGUAUAUGGCAGAACAAGCAAGAUUGGAAAUCGAUUAGUUGGGUGUGGUUUUCGACUGAGAAGAAGCAGGUACCGCUGAAGUUUGCGAGAAUGAUGAUGCGCUUGAAAACGGCUGAAUAGUGUUGAACGUGAUGUUAAGGACCAGAGAGGAUACAAUCUUGUAAAUUAUGUUGGAUUGUGAUCAUUAUUUUAAUAUAAUUAAAAAAGUGGCUUGAAACACUCUAUCAUA